Bufo gargarizans (Asiatic toad) is the source of this 1902-nucleotide messenger RNA. RefSeq names its product palmitoleoyl-protein carboxylesterase notum2-like. NCBI's taxonomy places the organism in Eukaryota, Metazoa, Chordata, Amphibia, Anura, Bufonidae. Gene Ontology annotation, molecular function: hydrolase activity. The coding region runs from base 83 to 1546 and encodes 487 amino acids. The record is from RefSeq and is a predicted model, not a curated record. The transcript has 12 exons.
UAUCUUCUGUGCUCCUGGUAUCUACAGACACAGGUCUGUACGUUGAAGUUAACUGGGUUGUGAGAAAAUAAAGGUGCACAUUAUGGUGGUGCUAGAGUUCUUCCUGGUUUUGCUUACUAUGAAUCAAGUGAUGCCCCAACCCAAACGUGGGACUAAAGCUAGUUCAAAGACUUCACUUCAAGGUAGAGUUCUCCAGCUGGGUACCCAGGAGCAAUCAAUUUCUAUCCCUGGAAUGCCUUCAGUGAAUAUCUCUUUGCUGGAACAGUCCUUGAAACCAACAAAAAACUCAACACUGGCUCUGUUGCCUGAGCAGAAAACAUCUGAGGACAUGAGGCUUUAUCUGCUGAAGAACACCUUAGUGACAUGCAAUGAUGGAACCACAGCAGGAUAUUAUAUACGAGAAGCCAAAGGCAGCAAACGAUGGCUCAUAUUUCUUGAAGGGGGAUGGUGUUGUUACAGCAAAGAGACUUGUGAUGUUAGGUACAAGAAUGCCAAGCGUCUGAUGAGCUCCUCAGACUGGCCAAAGACCAGAAGAGGUACAGGAAUUUUAUCUGCCCGCCCGGAGGAGAAUCCUCACUGGUGGAAUCUAAACGCAGUCUUUGUGCCAUAUUGCUCAAGUGAUAUCUGGAGUGGGAACAUAUCCAAGUCCAAGAACGAUUAUGCAUUUAUGGGCUCGGCCAUUAUACAGGAGGUGAUUCGUGAGUUGGUUCCAAAAGGCAUUAAACAGGCAAAGAGCGUCAUUCUAGCCGGGUCCAGUGCUGGGGGUACUGGAGUCCUGAUCAACAUAGACAGAGUGGCUUCUUUGGUAGAAGAGAUGACUGCUAAUACCGUCCAAGUCAGAGGUCUAGUGGAUUCUGGAUGGUUCCUUGAGAGUAAACAUGGAAAAUCUGAUUGUAUGGAUGGAGCCUCUUGUGCACUCACUGAUGCCAUUAAAAAAGGCUUGAAACUUUGGAAUGGUACUCUCCAGGAGAAAUGCAGGCAGCAUUUAAAAAGGGAGGACGAAUGGCAGUGCUUCUAUGGCCCCAAGUCUUACACAUCAAUGAAAACUCCUAUCUUUGUGGUUCAAUGGCUCUAUGAUGUGGAACAGCUAAGAAUAGAAAAUAUCCAACCGGACUUCCAAUUCAUGACGGCACAUCAAUGGAACAACAUACAAAGCAUUGGAAGAGAGCUUAAGAAAUCCCUGCGUGAAGUCCCGGCGGUGUUUGCUCCGGGUUGUUUUUCCCAUACUCUUAUCAUAGCAAGCAACUGGUUGGAGUUCCAGGUCAAAGGUGUCACCUUAUCCCGAGCUCUACAGUGCUGGACAAAAAGCCUCCAGGACCGGAAAAGUCCAAAAACUGUAAUCCGGGGAUGCCCUUUUCAUUUGAUAGAUAACUGUCAAUGGCCACACUGUAACCCCACAUGUCCAGCCCUUCACGAUCCGGUGACUGGCCAAGAAGUGACCUUAUUACAGAUGUUCCUCAGACUGAGCAUUGAAAAUCAGAGAAGAGGACAUGAGCCCAAAGGAGACAUGAAUCAGCUAAUGGCGUUGUUGAGGAACGGUGGUUAGCUUGGAUAACGGUGGUUAUAAUUUAUAAUAUCCAGUUUUCAAACACAAAUUUUUCUCCCCCUUUUUACCAGACAACAUGGACAGUAAGUUUUUGUGAUAUAUAUUUUUUUUUUUAAUAUUUUUUUUUAUACUGGUUGUUAUACUAUUUGAUAUGCUGAGGUCUUCAACCUGUCACUCUCUAGCUGUACUAUAUGAUAUCAGGCCAAUGCUGGGAGUUAUGGUCUUGCCAACGGUUGGAAACCACUUCUCUACUGGAUCCUGUUUCUUCAUGGAUAUGACCAUGUGGUUCAAGUGACUACUUUGCACAAAACCUUAGGUUGUCAUGAUCUGGAGACAGCAGGCCGUAAGAAUCCUGA